AUGCUGAUGAUCCGAAUUGUUUUAGUAGCUCAGGAGGUGAUCUCAGAGCAACAUGUGCUUCCAUCCUCUCCCACUACCAGGGUCAACUCAACUGCGUCAGUACAGGAGGAUUUACCGCUGAGUAACAGCACUGAUUCCGCUGUGGGAUCCCGCAUUUCUACCAUUCUGAGAGAUCUACCCACCAUCAAAAACAUCGUCAUCUUUAUCUGUGUCCUUACCACCCUGCUCAUCACCUGUCUGCUCUUCCAGGUGUACAGAUCUGGAAAGAAGAUCCGGAAAACACGCAAAUAUGACAUCAUCACAACUCCAGCUGAGCGUGUGGAGAUGGCCCCCCUAAAUGAAGAUAAUGAAGAUGAUGAAGACUCAACUCUUUUUGAUGUUAAAUACAGCUAAGAGUGCAGAGAAGGCAAACAGGUGAAUUCACUGUUGGUAAUAAUGGCAUCACUGGUGUAAAUCCUUUGUUUCAUCCACCUAAUAAUGAGGAAAGCUCAUCUGAAAGUGAAGCCUACACCUCCUUUUUGAAGUGACUGUAUUACUUACAUAGUCAUGCCAGAAGCAUGCGAACCAUCUCCAUAUUUUCUUCUGUGAUCAUUUUGUACUACCUGUGAUCAAUUGUACUGUUUUGGACUGACUGUCUGACCAUUUUUACUGGAGACCAAAUGAACAGGCUUCUAAGGACUAUGUGAACAAAUGAAGGAGAUGUUGCAAUGUCUUUUCAGGACGGACUGAUGAUGAACUGAACUUCAUAUCUGCAUAUAUGUGACAGCCUAAUUCAGCCCUAAUUCAUCCUCCUGUUCAUUGUGUGUCCAGGUUUUUACAUUGUGUUUUUAUGGUGACAUUCCUGAAAAAAAUACACUUGUGUAAGUCAUACCCUAGCUGAAUUGAUCCAGAAUGUUACCUUGUAGUCCAGUAUUUUGCUAUGAAUUAAUAUUUCAUGUAAGACCCUUUAUACCGCAUCAUAAACUGCUUUAAAUAAUUUACAACCCCAUAAAAAUUCAAAGCUAGAUUUACAUUAUACUUUUGUUACAUUGCAAACAGUUUGAACCCAAGAUAUUUUGUGUUUUGUCUGGUCCACUACAUUUCAUUUGUUAAUAUACCUCCAUUCCUGUAUUUUAGGUCCACAAUAAGUUGGGGCAAUUUAGUGCUAGUAAUGAGGUAAAAAAAACAACUAAAUUAAAUAAUGGUGUGAUUUCAAACCGGUAAAUUUAAUCAUGAUUUGGAACACAUACAUUGCUUUAAAUCAGAAAGCAUUUUACAUUGUUACGAAACUGCCAUAAGGUACCAUAGGUUCUUAGGCUGUGGCAAAAAUAUAGUGUAACUGCAGUGUUAUAAUCUGCAAGAUGUUACCAAACAUAGAAGCACUAUGCCAAAUUCCAUUUCAAUUGGACAAUCUGUGUCUCAUCUUUUUUUUUUAGGAAUGGUUUCAUACUCGUGUACUGGGCCACAUUGGGUUAAUUGUGUUAGGACCCUGGAAGUUGCCCCAAUGGCUAUAUUUAUUGUUUUGCAUUUUCCUUACUGCCUCAGCUUUUUUGAUUUUGGGUUGUAAUUCACAUAUCUUUUGGAUGUUUUGAGUAUUUUGAAGAAUUUUAGGGUGUUUUAUAUAGAUGAAAAUCUUGUAUUAGGACAGAAUUAAUAUAUAUGUGGGUUGUACACUGCUUACAUAUAUUUGCUUAGAUAUAUUUGCCUAUGCGUGUUAACCAGAUAUAUUUAUUUUCUAAUACUGACUAAAGUAUAUAAUUGUGUAUGAAGGUAAUUUCUCAGAAAAAGCUUAUUUUAUAACAUAAGGUGUAAUAAUUCAACAUUUUCGGAAUUUUAGUAGCUUUGUAGGUGAUGUGCGUUAAUACUGUAUGUUUUUAUUCUAAAGUUGCUAGCCUCUUUUAGCAACUAGAUUUGAAUGUUUAAAUUGUGGUUUGAAGAUUUCAAGUUGCUGCUAUGUGUGUUUGGAAAGAAAUCGUUCAAUAACUGGCAUACUAACAGACUAGGGGUGGUACCAUUUUAGUACCCCCUUUUACUUUAAUUAUUCUAACAAUAUCUUAUACAUAAUUUACAUGUACUAUGACAAGAAAGGAUUUUGUAAUUAUUUAGGUUUUAACAAUAAUCACAUAUGAAAUAUUUAGGCAGAGUAUUUUUGUCUAUUAUGCUUUUUAGCUACAAAUGAAUAUUGUAUUUAUUACACACUUUAGUAUAAGCUCAAAAUAAAUAACAGAUAGAACAUUGUCUUAUGGCCAAAUUUUACUUCUGCAAAAUUUUUAAAUAAAAUAUUCUAUGACUGCAAACUUCUCAUGCCCUAAUACAGAAAGCGGAACUAUGAUGCACCCUUCACCAUGCCUUACAGUUAGGGCAAGGUUUUUGUGUUGGUGUGCAGUGAUGUUUACCUAAAUAUAUACCAAAAAACUGCCAAAACUGUAUGUAUUUGUAUUAUUCCAACUACGCACAGAACAAUGUCAGAUUUGCUGUAAAACUUUGCAGGUUGCCAAUUCCUUGGGAGACAUUUCUACUGCUAAUGUCCUCUUACAUUUGUUUUGAUAGAAUACAGAGACUUCUCUUGUGACUGUGUUUAUUAACCUGAAUGUUUACUGAAGGCAAAUCAAGAGAGAGGCAGAAUACAUCCAGGAGAGAGUGAUGAUAGGGUAUUGCCGAAUAAUCGGCACUGGUGGUGACGCUCUAAUAAUCCUGGGAUUUGUCUUACAACAUUCUGGGGUUAAAACAGUCAUUAAAACAUAACCUUUACAGCCACCUAAUAAUAUUUUGGUCAACAAUAAAGCAUAGUUGGUCAUUUUAUCUUGCUUGAGAAGAAAGAGAAAUGUUACUUAAUCCAAUUUCUCUAGCUGAUGUGUAAUCAUGACAUGCUGCUCAGCACUUUGUUAAGGAUUUAUAACAAUUGGUGUCCACUAGCAUUUUUGUUGUUGUUGUUGCAGUAUUACAGUCUCUUAUUCUGUUCACUUUUGGUAGGCAUUAAUAGUCUUUAUGAAGCUUUUGCUCAAUAGGCUAAAGGUGGUAUUUUUUAAUGUGGCUAUUUUCAGAAUUUUACCUGUAUUUUUUCUCUCUCUCUUUUUUACUUACUGUUUGAUGUGAGGAAUAGCAAAAUGAUUUUCAUAUGCUCGCAUACUUCCAAGUUAAGUAAGUAUAAUUUUACAUUUGCAGUGUUUGCAAAUUGUGUUAUUUUUACCUUCAGACAUCCAUAAUCAGUAAGCUUUGAUUAUCUCAUCUACAGGUUUUUUUUUGUACUGCAACCUCUUUUAUGGUGUGGUUUGUAAAAUGCAAAGCCAGGUGUAAUGUUUGUUCAGAAUGUGAAGUACAUGAAUCAUUUCUGUAAU
Trichomycterus rosablanca is the source of this 3317-nucleotide messenger RNA. It is a transcript of the gene fam174b, whose product is annotated as family with sequence similarity 174 member B. Bases 1 to 393 code for a protein of 130 amino acids. Lineage: Eukaryota; Metazoa; Chordata; Actinopteri; Siluriformes; Trichomycteridae. The transcript has 3 exons. The record is from RefSeq and is a predicted model, not a curated record.